UAAACAACUCUACAUUACAGACGGAGAAGAGCAGCUUUUUAAACAAUCCUAUGAAAGUGAUUGUUGUGGGAGACUUAGGUGUUGGGAAGACAACUUUAUUGUUGCGCUACACCAACGACAGAGUUGCCUUUGACAACACUUUUGAAACAACACUUACAGUAUACUUCAGCUCAAAGAUAGUUGACGUCUCGGGGGUAAAGGUCAAGCUGCAGCUAUGGGAUACGCAAGGCCAAGAGUACCGUCAAACGAUGGCAAAGGGUCAUUACAGAAAUGCUGUCGGUAUUGUUAUGGUUUUUGACCUGACGAGAAAGUCCAGCUUCGACAACAUCCAACGUUGGUUGAACCAGGUCCACGAACAUGCUGGAGAAGAUGUUGACAUUGUACUGGUCGGCAACAAGCUGGACCUGGUCGAGGGAAGAGCCAUAGACCACGAGACGGCCUCCUCCCUGGCCCAGACCAUUGGGGCCAUGUAUGUCGAGUGUAGCGCUAAAACAGGGGCCAACGUCGACCUGGUGUUCACAUCGCUGGCCAGCAAGUUGGCCAAUCGCGUGCCUGUCCAACAGGAGGAGCCGGUACGUUUACAAUCAGAGACAUUUGUUGAGGUUCCUUGCUUUGGGAAAGAUACAUGUUCGUCAUUCUAAGUCUACGUGAACGUGCCAAAAAAGUUAGAAAUUUGGUAUGGCGCUAACAUCAAUUCACUUGCUAAUUCAAGCCCGACCUUUCGUAAAUAUAUUUUGUUGCAGAUUUACGUGUCCAGGCAAAAUAAUGUGUAGUCCGACAACACAUGGUAUCUUUCAGAUAAUAUUCUCCUGAGGGUAAUGCGCUUGAAAUAUUCUGAGCAGGAGAGGACAUUGGUCAAAGUAUUUAGUUUCUAUUUAAGUUUUUUUUUUCUAUUUUGUUAUGUUGAGGAUGGUUUGACGCGGAUGGUUCACCCUCCAGGGAUGUUCCAUUAAAAAUCAACUACUGCACAUCGAAUACUUUUCAUAAAGAUAAAAAAAAAAUUAAUAAAAAACGUUUUAAUAACAAGCUUUUAUGUAAUAAUGCCCAUACUUUUCAUAAAGAUAAAAAGUAUUUAACAAGGCAUUUCGUCAUAUAGAACGAUCACUAUUUGUAUAAUUUGGGAAAUGGAUGGAAAAAAUAAAUAGUGGAGUCUAGCAAUAGGGCUGGUAAAUAGGUCACCAACCAGUUCUACGGCUCAAUAAACCCUGCAUGAGCCAUAGAACUGGUUGGUGACCUACUUACCAGCCCUAUAGGAGACAACAAAUUACAACUUUUUGUGCUCUAGAAUUUCUGAUUCUCUCCCCUGGUAGUUUACUCUGUCUCAAAGAGUGACAACCCUCAGUGUAAGCUGUGUUACAGAUGUCACGUGCUAGAUUCCGAAAAAAAGGAUCCAGAAAAAAAUGCUCGGAAAUUUUAAGAGCUAAGAAAAAUAUAACCAAGCUUUGUAUAUUAAAA
Molecule: messenger RNA, 1455 nt
Organism: Physella acuta
Lineage: Eukaryota; Metazoa; Mollusca; Gastropoda; Physidae
Product: ras-related protein Rab-26-like
Molecular function (GO): GTPase activity; GTP binding
Source: RefSeq, a predicted model, not a curated record